Messenger RNA from Harpia harpyja (harpy eagle), 3893 nucleotides. RefSeq names its product ArfGAP with coiled-coil, ankyrin repeat and PH domains 3 (gene ACAP3). Gene Ontology annotation, cellular component: cytoplasm. The record is from RefSeq and is a predicted model, not a curated record. The coding region runs from base 119 to 2644 and encodes 841 amino acids. Gene Ontology annotation, molecular function: GTPase activator activity; protein binding. The transcript is spliced from 25 exons. Lineage: Eukaryota; Metazoa; Chordata; Aves; Accipitriformes; Accipitridae.
GCGGCGGCGGCGUGUGUGCGCCGGGCGCGGGGGGGCGGGCGCUUCUCCCGCGCGUCCUCGGCUGCCGGCGGGCGAUGCGCUUCCUCCGCUGAAACGCGCCGCGGGCCGAACCGGCAGGAUGACGGUGGAGUUCGAGGAGUGCAUCAAGGACUCGCCCCGGUUCCGGGCAACCAUUGAUGAAGUGGAAACAGAUGUGGUGGAGAUAGAGGCAAAGCUUGACAAGCUGGUAAAGCUAUGCAGUGGGAUGAUUGAAGCAGGCAAAGCCUACCUCACCACGAACAAGCACUUUGUCAGUGGAGUCCGGGACUUGUCGCAGCAGUGCAAGAAGGAUGAAAUGAUUUCGGAGUGCCUCGACAAAUUUGGAGACAGUCUGCAGGAAAUGAUUAACUACCACAUGAUCCUGUUUGACCAGGCUCAGAGGUCAGUCCGGCAGCAGCUGCACAAUUUUGUGAAAGAUGAUGUCCGGAAGUUUAAGGAAACCAAGAAGCAGUUUGACAAGGUGCGAGAGGACAUGGAGAUUUCGCUGGUGAAGAAUGCCCAGGCACCUCGGCACAAGCCCCAUGAAGUGGAGGAGGCAACAGGCACCUUGACCAUAACCAGAAAGUGUUUUCGGCAUCUGGCCCUAGACUACGUGUUGCAGAUCAACGUCCUGCAGGCCAAGAAGAAGUUUGAAAUACUGGAUGCGAUGCUGUCCUUCAUGCAUGCUCAGUACACCUUUUUCCAGCAGGGCUACAGUCUUCUCCAUGAACUAGAUCCCUACAUGAAGAAACUAGCCACAGAGCUGGACCAGCUGGUGAUUGAUUCUGCAGUGGAGAAGAGGGAGAUGGAGCACAAGCAUGCACUGAUACAGCAGAGGACCCUCCUGCAGGACUUCUCCUAUGAUGACUCGAAGGUGGAGUUUAAUGUUGAUGCCCCAAAUGGAGUGGUGAUGGAAGGCUACCUCUUCAAGAGAGCUAGCAAUGCUUUCAAAACAUGGAAUCGGAGGUGGUUCUCCAUACAGAACAGUCAGCUGGUGUACCAGAAAAAGCUAAAGGAUGUCCUCACGGUAGUGGUGGAAGAUCUGCGGCUCUGUACUGUCAAGCCGUGUGAAGAUAUAGAGAGGAGGUUUUGCUUUGAGGUCGUCUCACCUACCAAGAGCUGCAUGCUGCAGGCUGACUCGGAGAAGCUGCGUCAGGCCUGGAUUCAGGCUGUUCAAGCUAGCAUUGCUUCUGCAUACCGGGAGAGUCCUGACAGCUACUAUAUUGAAAGACUGGACCGGACUGCUUCCCCAUCGACUAGCAGCAUUGAUUCUGCUACCGACUCCCGGGAGCGCAGUGUGAAAGGAGAGACCAUCUUGCAGAGAGUGCAGAGCAUACCCGGGAAUGACCAGUGCUGUGACUGUGGUCAGCCGGAUCCUCGCUGGGCCAGUAUCAACUUGGGCAUUCUGCUGUGCAUUGAGUGCUCUGGUAUCCACAGGAGUCUGGGUGUUCACUGCUCCAAGGUCCGAUCUCUCACAUUGGAUUCCUGGGAGCCAGAGUUACUGAAACUGAUGUGUGAGCUGGGGAACAGUACCAUGAAUCAGAUUUAUGAGGCACAGUGUGAAGAGUUGGGACUUAAGAAACCAACAGCAGGGAGCUCCAGGCAGGACAAGGAAGCCUGGAUCAAGGUGAAGUAUGUGGAGAAGAAAUUCCUGAAGAAGCUGCCAAGUGGGGAGACUCUAACAGAGAAUGAGCGGAAACCUCGACGCUGGUGUGUGAAGAAGUGCCAGAGACACAACAGCACCACGAAAGCACCCACAGCUCGUAGAAAGUACCGCCAUGAAGCAGGCAAUGCAUCACCAGCCAUGUUGUCAUCAGCAGCUACACUGGAGAGGAAGUUCCGUCGAGAUUCCCUUUUCUGCCCUGAUGAGCUGGACUCGCUCUUCUCCUACUUUGACACUGGUGCUGGCUCUGGCCCACGCAGUCUGAGCAGUGACAGUGGACUUGGAGGAAGCACGGAUGGCAGCACUGAUAUCCUGGUGUUUGGCUCUGUGGUGGACAGCGUGACAGAGGAAGAGUGCGAGGUGUCAGAGGAGUCAAGCGGUGAAGCAGAGAUUGAACAGGAAGCAUCAGAUUUGGAGGACCUGAGGGAGCUGCAUCCUGGCUUGUUGAUCUACAAGGCAGCACAAGCCCGAAACCUGCCCCUCAUGGCAGAAGCACUCGCACAUGGUGCUGAGAUCAACUGGGUGAAUGAUGAAGAUGAAAACAAAACUCCUCUGAUUCAAGCUGUGAUGGGGGGUUCCUUGAUAGCCUGUGAAUUCCUGCUGCAGAAUGGGGCAGAUGUUAACCAAAGAGAUAGCCGAGGCCGAGCUCCCUUGCAUCAUGCCACAUACCUAGGGCAUACUGGUCAGGUCUGCUUGUUCCUCAAGCGAGGGGCAAAUCAGCAUGCGGUGGAUGGUGACGGGCAGGACCCGCUCAGUAUUGCUGUCCAGGCAGCCAAUGCGGACAUAGUUACCUUGCUGCGUCUGGCUCGAAUGAACGAGGAAAUGCGAGAAGCAGAGGGCCCCUUUGGACAACCAGGAGAUGCUACCUACCUGGACAUCUUCCGGGAGUUCUCUCACAUGGCUUCGAACAACCCUGAGAAACUCAAAAGGAGGAGCCUGCAUUUCAGCCACUCCUGCAGAUAGCCCCCUCCCUCCCUCUGCCAAGACCUUCUGCUGGAAGGUCAAGCUCUGAGCUCCAGGAGCGCAGACCGGCAGAAACGUCUGAGCAGGUUUACGUCUGAGCCAAGCCGAGCUCAGCUACUGAAGAAAGAUAUUCUCUGUUCAGACACGCUUCUGCUAGAAACCUGUGUUUUCCCUGGUGUCUGCCUGUGUGCCCUGACCGGGAAGAUGACAGGCCCUCCAGGGGUGAUUCCAGAAUAAGUAUGCAUUCAGACCGUAGGCUUAGGUCCCAUGCCUUGCGGUACCUGAAUGCAGUUUAAAAUGGGUCAAGCUGAGCUUUUAGCUCUCAAUGCCCUUUCCACAUUGCUAUUCCUGGGAAAAUUUGCCCUUCCUGGGUGUAUGCAAACACUAGCAUUUAGGAUAUUGCAACAGUGCCUGCCCCUAAAAUGAAGUACAGGUAAGUGGUGCUGACCGUUGAGCACGCCAGGAGGAGAGCAAGUCUGAAACGCUCCGAAAACUGAGAAGUGAACGUCGCAGACUUUUAGUUACGCUGCUUUGUGGCGGUGUCACCGGAGCCAGGCUGCUCAGCUCACCAACAGGCAGCGCCUACCGUGCUCUGAGGAGUUACCAGCUUCCCACGAUGGCGUCAGGAUGCAAUUCCCUGUGGCACGAGGCCCUCCGCAUGCAGACGUCCCCUCCUCCCAAAGGAGAAAGGCCACCCAGGACGCAGCACCGAGCCACCACUAAGCCAUAGGGGUCCCAGUCCCAACCAGCCCCCUGCAAAACCUUUGGCAAAACACUUCAUUUUGCUGUGUAACUCACCUCUGAAGAUACCUCCACCGCUGAGUGCUUUGAGACAUUUGGUUUAACAUGGACCAGGAGAUAUAAUACCGAUUCCACGGAGACUUUAUGAGCAAUACGGCAAACAGAAUCUAGCUCUUUCCCUCAGGGGCUCUCUAUCUCCUGCUAGUUGUGCGUCUCAUUGUUAGGAGAGUUGUACUCUUCUGUAAGGCACGGCUUUCAGUAUUAUUUUUGUCAUUUUUAUUAUUGUAUGUCAUAGUUACCAAAAAUAAUAAAAGGUUAUGUGUGGACUAUACAGGUAUAGGCACCAUGACAUAAUAAAGUGUAUUGUCAGAAUGAUAUAUAUAAACUAUGACGUGCUGAAAUGUAAUAUAUCUUAUGGCAGAAGAAAUGCAUUUUUUUGAAAAGGUGGGAGUGAAAAAAAUCUCACAUGCAAACAGUAUCUAUGAAAGGACAAUAAAGACAGGAUUUU